AUGUCUUCUAAAUCAGUUCUUCUUCACCGGUCAUUAGAAAAGACUUACCCGACCGCAGUCAGUGGCGAUGGUGUGUAUUUAGUCACAUCGGAUGGCAGGAAGAUCCUUGACGGGAGCAGCGGUGCUGCAGUCUCCUGUUUAGGACACGGCCAUCAGGAAGUCAUCGACUCCAUCUGCGAGCAAGCCCGGUCUAUGUCCUUUGCCCACACAUCCUUCUUUACCUCCGACCCAGCCGAGGAACUGGGCAAGCUUCUUCUCGAGAAGAGCGAUGGCGCCUUUGACAAGGUCCUGUUCCUCACCUCCGGGUCCGAGGCUAUAGAAUCUGCGCUCAAGGUUGCACUGCAAUAUCACGUUUACAACGGGCAGUCUGAGAGAGUCAACAUCAUCGGCAGGAUACACUCCUACCACGGCAACACCCUCGGGGCUUUGGCCGCUGGCUGCAACCCGGCGAGGCGUGAUACCUUUGAGCCCGUGCUGGGCAAAACCUUCCACCACGUAAGCCGUUGCUUUUACUCGGCCGACGGUGCGGGGAAGUCCGAGAAGCAGUAUGAGGACGAUCUCAUCGCAGAGUAUGAGGCAAAAUUCAAGCAGCUUGGCCCGGAAAAUGUCGCCGCCGUCAUCGUCGAACCCGUAGUCGGUGCUACGCUUGGGUCCGCCGCCGCUACGGAUCGAUACUUGCCGAGGCUAGUAGAGCUGUGUAAAAGGUAUGGCGUUCUGACCAUCUUCGACGAGGUCAUGUGCGGCAUGGGCCGUGUCGGAAGCUAUCAUGCGUGGCAGAGCCUGGGUAGUACUGCUCCAGACCUUCAGACCAUAGGCAAGGGCCUGGGCGCUGGUUAUCAGCCUCUCUCAGCCGUGCUCAUAGGCAAGCGCGUAUCGGAUGGCUUUGACAAGGCAUCUAGGCAAGGGGCUAAGGCAUUCCUAAGCGGUCACACAUUCCAGGGCCAUGCAAUGGCUUGCGCUGGUGCGCUGACAGCCCAGCGCAUUCUGUUUCGGGAUGCAUUAGUGGCCAAGUGCAAACAUCUCGGCGAGCUCCUUGAGGCUACCUUGUUCAAUGAGCUUCCUGAUGAGUGGGCGCAGAAUGGAGGCAGCCUGCGCGGGCUGGGCUUGUUUCGAACUGUUGAUCUAGGCGCUAUGAGAAGCAAGUUCAAAGGACCCCUGGCUGGCGAGAUUUCCCGGCGCUCAUUUGGCCUGGGAGCGGCCGUCUAUCUCUGCUCCCCCGCUGUCGAUGCUGUUCUCUUAUGCCCUCCGUUUAUUGCGACCGAAGCUGAGAUCCUAAGUCUAGCCCGUAUAUUUGUGCAAGCUCUGAAUGACACUGUUAAAAGUCGUCGAGCGGAUAUUUUAGACACGAUAUAA
Messenger RNA from Clonostachys byssicola, 1353 nucleotides. The record is from the annotation of a GenBank genome assembly. NCBI's taxonomy places the organism in Eukaryota, Fungi, Ascomycota, Sordariomycetes, Hypocreales, Bionectriaceae.